This is a messenger RNA of Blepharisma stoltei, 1200 nucleotides long. NCBI's taxonomy places the organism in Eukaryota, Ciliophora, Heterotrichea, Heterotrichida, Blepharismidae. The record is from the annotation of a GenBank genome assembly.
AUGGCUGAAAGCUUGAUUUUUGCAGAGUCUGAUUGAAAUAUUAAGGCAGCGCUUUCUUUGAUUAACACCCUAAUGUCUUACAGAAAUAAUGAAAUUUUGGUAGAGAAAUUAAAAGAGUCAGAAAUUUGGGCGAUAACUGAGGUUUUCAACAGCAUGAACAGUGAGAGGUUAGCGGAGUUUUGCAAAAAUACUAAAAUUUCGUUAGAGACCAAGAUUUGCGAAGCUAUAGGUUGUAUUGGAAUACAAACCUCUGAUUCCAGCUGGUAUAAGAGAUCAUUUAUCAUGGAUGCACAAACAAAAAUUGAUGAGUUUGAAGAUCAUGUUAAUGAGCAAAAUAUUGUAAUUGCAGAAAUUAAGUCUUAUUUCCGUCCAAAGCAAUGCCUGCAGACCAAGUGGGGGUAUUAUUUACUAAUCUCAAUCUUUUGAGAUUUCUCAAAAGAAGCUCGUUUCUACAGAAAUGGCAAAUGAAUAUAUCUGAUUUCUAAAGAUUCUGAACCAAAAUUGACUGAAAACAAAGAGUUCAAGUUGGCUUAUCUAAAAGUUUCAGAAGAAGACCUCAAUGCUAUAAAAGCCGACUUGGAAAAUGAAGUCGAAAUUCAUCUAGAAAAUUCAAGACAAGAAAAAAUGAUUAGCACAAUCAAAGAAGAUAAAACGUAUUUUGAGGAUCCUCAGAAAAAUAUAAAAAAGUGGACAAUUAAGAAAAUUUCUUCAGAUUAUUCUCCUGCAAAAGCCAAUGAUAUGGAAAUAGUCGCGGAAAGCCUAAGAAAAGAAAUGCAGGCUAAUAAGGAAUUAAUUCAAAAAAAUAAAGUUUUGCAAGAAGAGAAACAAAAAAUUAAUGAAGAGCUCAUUAAAGAAAAAGAAAAAUUAGGGAAGGCCGAGGAUAAAUGCAAAGGAAUGGCAGCAAUCCUUGAAGAAAAAGAACUUAAAGAAAAAGAUGAAAUCAUCCAGAAAAUGAAAAAUGUUCAAGAAGAAUCUAAAAAAGAGCAAGAAAAGCCUCCAAAGCUGCCAGAAGAACCUCCAAAGCUGUUUGAAGAACCUCCAAAGCCGUCAGAAGAACCUCUAGAGCUGUCAGAAGGCUCUUUCGGUCCAUUUACAAUUUUUAAUCAAAGAAAGUUAGGUCUGCCAAAUCUUAUCAAUACUUGCUAUUUUAAUGCAGUUUUGCAAGCCUUGGCAAGCAAUGAUAGGUUUGUAGGGUGUUAG